This is a messenger RNA of Culex quinquefasciatus (southern house mosquito), 2070 nucleotides long. RefSeq names its product homogentisate 1,2-dioxygenase (gene hgo). Gene Ontology annotation, biological process: L-phenylalanine catabolic process. Gene Ontology annotation, molecular function: homogentisate 1,2-dioxygenase activity. The coding region runs from base 142 to 1452 and encodes 436 amino acids. The record is from RefSeq and is a predicted model, not a curated record. Lineage: Eukaryota; Metazoa; Arthropoda; Insecta; Diptera; Culicidae. Gene Ontology annotation, cellular component: cytoplasm. The transcript has 4 exons.
UGCCGACCGCGGUCACGUAGCGCGAUCAGUCGAGUUCUGGACGCGGCAGCGAUCGGUGUGGCUCUCUCUGUCUUAUCUCCCCCCUCGGGUUUGGUAGAUAGUGCUGGGUGAUCUUGAGCAGCAGAAGCAGCAAGGAAGAUAAUGGCUGAGUAUCAGUACCUAUCCGGCUUCGGAUCCCACUUCUCCUCGGAGGACGCCCGCUGUCCGGGUGCCCUCCCGGAAGGCCAAAACUCUCCCCAAAAGUGCGCGUACGGCCUGUACGCGGAACAACUGUCUGGCAGUGCCUUCACGGCACCCCGCACCGAAAACGUGCGCAGUUGGCUGUACCGCAUCCGACCGUCGGUGGUCCACGAACCGUUCAAGUCCUACCAGGUGGCACCGUUUCUUCGGGGCAACAAAUGGGACGAACAGCCUCCAAAUCCGAACCAGAUGCGGUGGAGUCCCUUCGAUUUGCCGGAAACCGGCGAGGAGCGCGACUUUGUCGCCGGACUGCACACGGUUUGCGGCGCGGGGGAUGUCCGCAGUCGGCACGGGCUGGCCGUGCACGUGUACCUGUGCAACAAGUCGAUGGAGAAUACCGCGUUUUAUAACAGCGAUGGGGACUUUUUAAUUGUUCCCCAACAGGGUCCGUUGGACAUUACGACGGAGUUUGGACGGCUGUACGUCAAGCCGAACGAAAUCUGCGUGAUCCCGCAGGGCAUCCGGUUCAGCGUAGCCGUUGAAGGGCCCACCCGGGGCUACAUCCUCGAAGUGUACGAUGGACACUUCAAGCUGCCCGACCUGGGACCAAUCGGCGCAAACGGGCUAGCAAAUCCACGUGACUUCCUCACGCCCACGGCAUGGUUCGAGGAUCGCACCGUGGAAGGAUUCAAGAUCGUGUCCAAGUACCAAGGAGCGCUGUUUGUCGCCACGCAGAAUCAUUCGCCCUUCGAUGUAGUCGGCUGGCACGGCAAUUACGCCCCGUACAAGUACGACCUGGCCAAGUUUAUGGUGAUCAACUCGGUCAGCUACGAUCACUGUGAUCCCAGCAUCUUCACGGUGUUGACCUGUCCGAGCAAUAAGUACGGGACGGCCAUUGCCGACUUUGUCAUCUUUCCGCCGAGGUGGUCGGUGCAGGAGAACACGUUUAGACCGCCGUAUUACCAUCGCAACUGCAUGUCCGAGUUCAUGGGCCUGAUCCUGGGCCGGUACGAGGCCAAGGAGGGCGGCUUCCUGCCGGGGGGCGCUUCGCUUCACUCCAUCAUGACGCCGCACGGGCCCGACCGGAAGUGCUUCGAGGGCGCCUCCAACGCCACCCUCAAGCCGGAGCGCAUCGCCGAAGGAACGCAGGCGUUCAUGUUCGAGUCAUCGCUCUCGAUGGCCGUCACGCGCUGGGGCGAGGAAACGUGCCAAAAGCUGGACGCGCGCUACUACGAGUGCUGGCAGACGUUGGAGAAAAAGUUCAAGAUUUGAGGAGUUUCGGAAUGGCGACGAUGACGAGGGCACACGAACUAAGGACAAAAUUCGAAUGUUUAUUUUCUGUCUCAGUUUUCCAGUUGGUUUUUGUGUUUCUUUUUUCUGUUUGAAGCAAAUUUAUAAAAUUUAUCUUUUUUUUCUUCUUCUGUUUUACGGUAUCUCUUGAUUCGCAGUUAAUACUUAGAGUUUACAUAAUAAUAAUAAUAAUAAUCAUAAUUCAUAGUUCUGCAUGUUCCUGCUCGUUUUCACUUGUUUUUAAAAGUUAGAUUAGUUUUGUUUUCUUUACGAUAAGAGUACACUUGCGCGGUUCGCUUAUUUUUGUGUCGCGUAUUUUUUUUUUUUUUUCAUAUAUUCCUUUCGUUACUCAUUCAACUAGAUUUAUAUCAAGAAUGGUUUAUUUGUAUUAUUCCAUUAGUAAGUAAGUACUAAUCACUUUUGUUUUAUUUUCUUUUUUGCGUGUGUGUUAAGUUCAAUUCAAUCAGUAUAUGGUGUUUAUAAUCACACAUUCUUUUAGGGUUGUUUGUUUUACUCCUUUCUUUUUGCUAUAACGAUUACUUUUUUUACACCUAGAAGUAGUUUGUGAGGAAAAUAAAGCCAUUGUUUCGUGCUUAUUCA